Dictyostelium discoideum AX4 is the source of this 1611-nucleotide messenger RNA. RefSeq lists its product as hypothetical. Bases 1 to 1611 code for a protein of 536 amino acids. Gene Ontology annotation, cellular component: endoplasmic reticulum; endoplasmic reticulum membrane. Gene Ontology annotation, molecular function: calcium ion binding. NCBI's taxonomy places the organism in Eukaryota, Evosea, Eumycetozoa, Dictyosteliales, Dictyosteliaceae. Gene Ontology annotation, biological process: protein folding. The transcript has a single exon. The record is from RefSeq and is a predicted model, not a curated record.
AUGAAUAAAUUAAUUUUAUUAUUAAUUUUAUCAAUUAUAAUUGGAGUUUGUGUUUCAUUUAAUCCAAGUAAAGAUACAUUAUUUUUUGAAGAUUUUCAAGAUUUAGGUAAAAGUUCAUCAAAAUGGAUUAAAUCAAGUAAUCAAGAAUAUAGUGGAGUUAUUGGAUUUAAAGCAGCCAAUGAUCCAAUCGAUGAGAAUGAUAAUGGUUUAGUAUUAACCCAAGCAGGUAAAAGAUAUGCAAUCACCUAUCAAUUAAGUCACGCAAUUGAUAACACCAAUAAAGAAUUAAUAGUUCAAUAUGAGUUACAAUUCCAAGAGGGUGUAACAUGUUCAGGUGGUUACAUUAAAUUGUACACAGAUCGUGAAGAUUUCAAUGUGGAAACUGUCGACUCAAACACCCCAUACAGCAUCAUGUUUGGCGCCGACGUUUGCGGAAGCAAUGACAGAAUUCAUUUCAUCGUUCGUCAUCGUAACCCAAUCACAAAUGUACACGAAGAGAAAUUGAUCACUGCAAAACCAUCGGUUAGAAAAGACAGAGUGUCGCAUAUCUACACCUUGAUCAUCAGACCAGACAACACCUUCACCAUCAAGGUCGACGACGAGUCAGUCUUGGACGGCUCAUUCCACGACUCGUUCACACCAGCCUUCAACCCACCAAAGGAGAUUGACGACCCAACCGACUCCAAGCCAUCCGACUGGGUCGACGAUGCUGAAAUCCCCGAACCAGGCGCCACCAAACCAGACGACUGGGACGAAGACCAACCAUUACGUAUCAACGAUCCACAAGCUGUCAAACCAUCCGAUUGGUUAGACAACGAGCCAUUCUUAAUCUCCGACCCAUCAGAAACACAGCCACCAGAAUGGAAUGAGGAAGACGAUGGCGAGUGGGAAGCACCAUCAAUUGAGAAUCCAAAAUGCGCCUCUGGCCAAUGCGGUGAGUGGGUCAUCCCAACCAUCGCCAACCCAUUAUACAAGGGUAAAUGGUCCGCACCAAUGGUAGCAAACCCAUUGUACAAGGGUGAAUGGAAACCAAGACAAAUUGCAAAUCCAUCCUAUUUCAACGUUGAGAAUCCAUAUAUCGUAGAGCCAAUCAUUGCAGUCGGUAUUGAAGUUUUGUCAAAUACUCGUGAUAUUCUCUUUGAUAAUUUCAUUAUCACUCAUUCUCAAGAAGAAGCUCAACAAUUAUUACAAGAGAAUUGGAAAGAGAAACAUACAAUUCAAAAGGAAAGACAAGCAGCCAAAAACGCUGAAGAUGCCAAAAAACUCGACCCAUCUCAAGGUGAUAUCUUUGAAACUAUUAAAUUCUAUUUAACUCUCUUCCAAUCUGAAGCAAAUCAAAAUCCAUUACUUUAUUUAGUUGGUUUCUCUUCUUUACUUUUACCAAUUGUAUUUUGUUUCACUCGUUCAAAGAAACCAUCAUCAAAAAAAGUUAAAUCUGAUGAUGAUAAUAAUUCAACCUCAACUACCACCACCAAUACUUCAGUCACUAAAGAAUCUGUUUCAAUUCAAGAUAAACCAACUAUUGAAUCUGAAGAAUCUGAUGAAUCUGAUGAAGAUAAUGAAACUACUAAAAAAUCAACUGUUACAAAAAGAACUAAUAAAGUUAAAUAA